This is a messenger RNA of Capsicum annuum, 1870 nucleotides long. Its product is annotated as glycerol-3-phosphate acyltransferase RAM2-like. Gene Ontology annotation, molecular function: glycerol-3-phosphate 2-O-acyltransferase activity; phosphatase activity. Gene Ontology annotation, biological process: cutin biosynthetic process. Gene Ontology annotation, cellular component: membrane. The record is from RefSeq and is a predicted model, not a curated record. NCBI's taxonomy places the organism in Eukaryota, Viridiplantae, Streptophyta, Magnoliopsida, Solanales, Solanaceae.
AUGGCUAAAACAGAUUCAGAAAUAUCUGUUAAAUUUCCAACUAUUCAACAAUGUGAAUCAAAGGGUCGAGAAGACCAAACAGUAUUAUCUGACAUGGAUGGAACUUUACUAGUUGGACGUAGCUCUUUCCCUUAUUUUGCACUUGUUGCUUUUGAAGUUGGUGGCAUUUCUAGGCUUCUCUUUUUGGUCUUAGCAUCUCCUUUAGCUGGCUUUUUGUACUAUAUUGUGUCCGAAUCCUUGGGCAUUCGUGUCCUAGUCUUUGCAACAUUUGUUGGUAUGAAAAUGCCCGAUAUAGAAUACGUGGCACGUGCUGUCCUGCCAAAGUUCUAUUCGAGCGAUUUGCACCCUGACACAUGGCGUGUUUUAUCGUCAUGUGGGAAGAGGUGUGUCAUUACCGCGAAUCCUAGGAUUAUGGUCGAAGUAUAUUUGAAGGAAUAUUUAGGUGUUGAUAUGGUUAUUGGGACAGAGAUAUGUACGUACAAAGGAAGAGCAACUGGAUUUGUGAAUGAGGACGGAGUUCUUGUUGGUGACAACAAGGCUAAGGCUCUUCAAAAGGCAUUUGAUUCUACAUUUACCCCUCAUAUUGGAAUUGGUGAUCGCAAGUCUGAUUUUCCCUUCAUGAAUUUAUGCAAGGAAAGUUACAUAGUACGACCAGAGCCUAGUGUGAAGCCCAUGAGCCAAGACAAGUUACCAAAGCGAAUAGUUUUCCAUGAUGGUCGACUUGUUCAAAAACCAGGCCCUUUGAUGGCACUCAUGAUUAUUCUUUGGAUCCCUGUUGGUUUCCUCUUGGCAUGCUUGCGUAUAGCCGUGGGUUCACUCCUACCGAUGCCUUUAGUCUAUUACGCCUUUUGGGCCCUUGGGGUUCGGAUUAAAGUUAAAGGCAACCCACCUCCUCCGGCCCAAAAAUCCACGGGCCAAACCAGUGUCCUAUUCAUUUGCUCCCACAGGACUCUUCUUGACCCAAUUUUUCUGUCAACGGCCCUUGGUAGGCCCAUUCCUGCAGUCACUUACUCAUUGUCACGACUAUCUGAGAUCAUUUCACCUAUUAAAACGGUUCGUCUUAGCCGUGACCGCGCAACGGAUGCUAACAUGAUCAAAAAACUCUUGGAAGAAGGGGAUUUAGUUAUAUCAUGUACAGAGCCAUUUUUACUAAGGUUUUCGGCCUUAUUCGCGGAACUAACCAACGAGCUAGUCCCCGUGGCUAUGUCUAAUAAAAUGAGCAUGUUCCAUGGCACGACGGCGAGGGGUUGGAAAGGAAUGGACCCUUUUUAUUUCUUCAUGAAUCCUAGCCCUGCAUAUGAAGUGAAUUUUUUGAACAUGCCCUAUGACUUGACAUGUAAAGCUGGAAAAUCAAGCCAUGAUGUAGCCAACUAUAUACAGAGGACGAUCGCCGCGACAUUAUCGUAUGAGUGCACCUAUUUUACUAGGAAGGAUAAGUACAAGGCUUUGCCUGGAAAUGAUGGAACAGUUCCUACAAAAUCUGGAAUUGCAAGUAACAAAGUGAUGGACUGCUAAUAACAGAGAGAGACUUGUCAUUUGUGUUUUUCCAAAUUAUAUAGACAUAAACCGUUAGCACUUUAAUAGAAAAUCGAAAUAAACUAUAUAGUAUAAUGGUUGUCUUUAUAUAAGGGCAGAUAAAGUACUUCAUGAAAAUAUAUACAAAUUACCUCAUAAAUAUCCAAACUGUUUAAAUAGAUGUGCAUAACUAACAUCCGAUAUUUUUCGUCAUAUUACAAGAAAUGAUUGGUAAGAUCCAUCUUUUAAGUUCAUGAAUCUAUCGUUAUGUUGAUGAGUUGAAAAAAACUCCUUAAAUCAGUAUUGGGUAAGCCAACGAAAUCCCACAUUAAUAGUUGAAAAGAAAAAGAAGUUA